Messenger RNA from Purpureocillium lilacinum, 201 nucleotides. The record is from RefSeq and is a predicted model, not a curated record. NCBI's taxonomy places the organism in Eukaryota, Fungi, Ascomycota, Sordariomycetes, Hypocreales, Ophiocordycipitaceae.
AUGGCCCGGCAGCCCUCUAUGUCCUCAAUUGCAGCCGUAGUCCGUCGCGCAGAAGCAGCCGACGCCCGUCAGCGGGCGCCGGCCGCUGGGAUGGCACUGUGGCCCGCGGAAGACCUAUUUUUAGUGACCGUGACAGGGGCUUCCAGUGGCGAUACAGGGCUGGAAACUGAGUUGUGUGGAAAUCGAGAAAUGCGACUGUGA